Molecule: messenger RNA, 441 nt
Organism: Manihot esculenta (cassava)
Lineage: Eukaryota; Viridiplantae; Streptophyta; Magnoliopsida; Malpighiales; Euphorbiaceae
Product: extensin-like
Exons: 1
Coding region: 1-441 (146 amino acids)
Source: RefSeq, a predicted model, not a curated record
AUGGGAGAUACAUCAGAUUACUCUAGCUACCACCCAUACCCCUCAUACAUGCCCUAUCCUCCCUACUACCCACCAUAUCCACCCUAUCCUAUGUUCUCACCUCCACCCCAUUACCAGAAUCCGGCAAACCCUAAUGCAGGGAGUGCUGCACCACCUUUUCCUCCCCCAGCAGAACCAAUAAUUCAUGAAAUCCGACCACCCAAACCUAAUCCAUCAGUAGGGAGCAAGGUAAAAAUGACAAAUUACCUGAAGUUGGAUGUUCCUAAGUAUAAAGAGGGUGAUGAGCCAUUUGAGUACAUUAAAGCAAUGAAAAUGAUAGCUGAUGAGUUAAGGCCUGGGGACAGUGGAGCCAUGCAAAUGGCGGGAUUCACUAUGAAGUGCAAAAAGACAAAGGAGUGGUUCAAGAAUUAUGUGGAAUCGAAGCUAGAUGGCUUAUCUUAG